This is a messenger RNA of Pistacia vera, 2053 nucleotides long. RefSeq names its product probable inactive purple acid phosphatase 27. The transcript has 13 exons. Bases 9 to 1922 code for a protein of 637 amino acids. NCBI's taxonomy places the organism in Eukaryota, Viridiplantae, Streptophyta, Magnoliopsida, Sapindales, Anacardiaceae. Gene Ontology annotation, molecular function: metal ion binding; acid phosphatase activity. The record is from RefSeq and is a predicted model, not a curated record.
UGCAUGCAAUGGCACCCUCCAUUGUUUCUUCCAACAGGGUUUUUCUGAAACUGUUGUGUUUCUUCUUGGUUUUGUUCUUUCCUGGUUUUUGUUCAUCGUUGUUGCAUCCUUUUGUUGCCAACUCGGUUUAUGAACACCGUAACCACACCGCCAUAUCUGCGUUUCGUGUGCUGAACAGAAGAGUUUUGACGGAGUGUCCUGAUCCCAACCCUUAUCUCCAGGUUAAUGUUAGCAAAAGCUCUGACCUCUCUGAUGAAGAGUUUGUGACGGUGACUGUCAGUGGAGUUUUGCUUCCUGCAGAAAGUGAUUGGGUUGCCAUGAUCUCCCCUUCGAAUGCUGAUGUGUCAAGUUGUCCUUUAAGCGAGGCUUUCUACUUGCAGACUGGUGACAUAAGUAGCCUUCCCCUUCUCUGCCAUUAUCCUGUGAAGGCACAGUUUAUGAGCAAGGAUCCAGAUUAUCUGAGUUGCAAGAAGCAGGAAUGCAAGAAAUAUAACAAUGGCGAAUGUGUGGUGACUACAUGUAGUGGUUCAAUAACUUUUCAUGUCAUUAACAUCAGAACUGACAUUGAAUUCGUGUUCUUUGCUGCUGGAUUUGAGACACCUUGCAUUUUGAGUCGAUCGAAACCUAUCAAUUUUGCGAAUGCAAAUAAGCCUUUAUAUGGACAUAUCUCAAGCACAGACUCUACUGGAACGUCGAUGAGAUUAACUUGGGUAAGUGGAGAUAAGGAACCUCAGAAAGUUCAAUAUGGAGAUGGAAAAUCAGAGACAUCACAAGUUUCUACCUUUUCACAAGAUGAUAUGUGCAGUUCAACUUUAGUAAGCCCAGCCAAGGACUUUGGGUGGCAUGACCCUGGUUACAUUCAUACAGCAGUCAUGACAGGACUUGAGCCUUCAAAAACCUUUUCCUAUAGUUAUGGAAGUGAUUCAGUUGGUUGGAGUGAUAGAAUCCAAUUCCAGACUCCCCCUGCUGGAGGAUCCGAUGAACUCAAAUUUCUUGCAUUUGGUGACAUGGGAAAGGCUCCUCGUGAUGCUUCCGUAGAACACUACAUUCAGCCAGGAUCACUGUCGGUGAUCAAAGCCAUGGCCAGUGAAGUAGAGGAUGGCAAUGUAGAUUCCAUCUUCCACAUUGGUGAUAUAAGCUAUGCAACAGGCUUCUUAGUUGAAUGGGAUUUCUUCCUCAACCUUAUAAGCCCCUUGGCUGCUCGGGUUUCUUACAUGACUGCAAUUGGAAACCAUGAAAGGGAUUACACGGGGACAGGGUCAGUGUAUGUUACUCCAGACUCCGGUGGAGAAUGUGGAAUUCCUUAUGAAACUUAUUUUCAGAUGCCAACCGCAGCCAAGGACAAGCCAUGGUAUUCCAUAGAACAAGCAAGUGUUCACUUCACAGUAAUAUCUACUGAGCAUGAUUGGUCACAAAAUUCUGAACAGUAUGAUUGGAUGAAAAAAGAUAUGGCUUCGGUUGAUCGAUCGAAAACCCCCUGGUUAAUUUUUACUGGGCACAGGCCAAUGUAUAGUUCUACAGGAUCUGGGGUUGACAAGAACUUUCUUGAUGCUGUGGAGCCAUUACUGCUGGAUAACAAGGUCGAUUUGGUUCUGUUUGGCCAUGUUCAUAACUAUGAGAGAACCUGCUCAAUUUAUCAAAGUAAAUGCCUGGCAAUGCCUACCAAAGAUGAGGGGAUAGACACAUACGAUCACAGCAACUACAGUGCACCAGUUCAAGCUGUUAUUGGCAUGGCUGGCUUCAGCUUGGACAAGUUCCCUGACACUGCUGAUAGCUGGAGUCUGUCAAGAAUUUCCAAAUUUGGGUACUUAAGAGGACAUGCAACAAAGGAAGAAAUGAAAUUAGAGUUUGUGAAUUCGGAUACAAGUAAAGUUGAAGACAGCUUCCGCAUCACCAGGAAGCAAAACAGAUAUUUAAAAUGACAGACUGAAUUAAUCAUAAUCUCUCUUGUAUAUGCAGUGUUUAUGAAAAGAACAAAAGAGAUAUAAAUUUCAAUUUUUUAUAUCAUGUACAGUGGAUAAUAUUUCUUUAAUGGAAACGUAAAGAAAAAGAA